Lathyrus oleraceus (garden pea) is the source of this 621-nucleotide messenger RNA. RefSeq lists its product as uncharacterized. NCBI's taxonomy places the organism in Eukaryota, Viridiplantae, Streptophyta, Magnoliopsida, Fabales, Fabaceae. The record is from RefSeq and is a predicted model, not a curated record. The coding region runs from base 1 to 621 and encodes 206 amino acids. The transcript has a single exon.
AUGUCAAAUAGAAAGUAUGAAUCUGGUUAUGAAAAAUUGAAGAAAAAUCGAAAAGUUGAAAAACCAAUUGAUUCUCAACGUGGUGGUCUUGAUAAAUUUGUUAUUGUUCAUAAAAAGGACACAGAAGCAAGUUUAAUAGGUGAAAAUAUGAUAGAACAACCACCGUUAGAUAAUACUAAAAAAGGUGUAGAACAAACACCUAGAGAUGAUAUUAACAAUGGUGAAAACGUGAUAGAAGAACCACGUAUAAAUAAUAUUGACAACACAAAUAGUCAUAAUUUUGAUCAAAAACUAGAAGAUAAUAUUUUAGAAAUAGAAGUAGAAGGGAACGUUGAGCAUAAUAACACUUCUAGUGAAGUACCUACAAAUAUUUAUGAUCCAGUACUAUGGAAAAAUAUUGAUGAAAAAUUUAGAAAUUUAAUGAUAGAAAAGGGUCCUAUUAGACAUGAUAAUUUUCAAUAUUCAAAAGAUGAAAAUAAAAUAUGUUUCUAUUCAUCAUAUUAUCAACGAACACUAUCAAAUGGAGAAAAACAUGAUAGAAAAUGGCUAGUUUAUUCUAAAUAUUUAGACAAAGUGUAUUGUUUUUGUUGUAUGUUAUUUGGUUCAACAAAUGUUAGUUAA